This is a messenger RNA of Symbiodinium sp. CCMP2456, 615 nucleotides long. The record is from the annotation of a GenBank genome assembly. NCBI's taxonomy places the organism in Eukaryota, Dinophyceae, Suessiales, Symbiodiniaceae.
AUGGCUGUCGCAGAGGAAGACCAGAUCGAGGCGCUGUACCAGCCCACGUGCCUGAACGUUCAGGGCACCAGGUGGACGAACUUUGGCUAUCUUCUGAUUGGUGGCUCCACCGUCAUCAUGGCCUGCCAGUCCCUGGGCAUCGGUCCGGGUUGGAUCUGGAAGAGCGCCGACGACUGCACCACCGUGCUCUUCACCUUCGAGCUCUUGGUACGGAUCUUCGAGAAAGGAUACCUCUUCUUCGUCGAAGAUGACAAGAAUUGGAACUUCUUCGAUGCUCUAGUAGUGGCCAUCUCGCUCUUUAGCAUGGUCAUGUCCCAACAGGCGGCGGCUUCAGCUAAUGGCCAGGCGCCGAAUGGUGCGGCCAUGCAGAAGAUGAAGGUCCUGCGAACCCUGCGCUUGCUCCGGCUGCUGCGACUCUUUCGGGUCUUCAAAGGCGUGGAGGAGGUGAAUCGCUUCGUCGAGCUGCUCCUGAACAGUGUCCGGACCGUUUUCCUCUCCAUGCUCAUUGUUGCCGCAGUGGCUGCUCUCGUGGCCACGGUGAUCAUCGCCUGCGGUGCGACGGUGAAUGCCUGGUUGCGAGACCACAAGCUGCCCAAGCUCCCUGAGAUCCACUGA